GUAUGCAAGAUUCCAGUGUCUACAAGAAGUUCAAAGUUGAAAAAGAUGCCUACCUUGCUCUAAUAGUAAAUCCGAGUUUAACCUAGUUGACUGAAACCCUAGCAGAGUGGCAGCGAUGGCGAUGGCGAUGGCGAUGGCAAUGGCAAUGGCAGGAGCGGUAAUGAAGAGACGAAACUACUCUUUUGCACUGCGCAGUCUGAACUUUGCCUUUGAAUCUCUAUCCAUCUUACAUUGUCAUUCAGGCUUUGCAUUAUCAACGCUUGCAGACAAGAAUGACUGUGUCAUUGACCAUUUAGAAAACCCCUUUGCGCAGUUCGCUUGCACUAGAUUUAACAUCUCUUCUGUGGAGAUAGCUCUGAUGUUCAAAUGGGCCCCGACGUUGCAGAGGCUCCAAACGCUCGAUAAGAUUGAGGAAUUUGUUGGAGUCUUAGAAGAAAACGGCUUCAAGCAAGAGCAAAUUGCAAAGAUCAUGAGGAGCAUACCGAAGCAUCUGGCUGCGAGUUGUAAGGAAACGAGGAAUAAGCUUCAACUGCUGAAAGAUUCCGGCAUUCGUGGGGAAAAAUUGGUGAAACUCUUGACGGGUAGGCCAUUGGUAUUGACGUUCAGCCUCGAGCAAAGGCUUAUUCCCACGGUGACAUUCCUCCUAAAUCUAUAUCAGUCUCAGGAUUUGUUUCUCAAAUCUGUAUUAAGAUAUAUGUCAAUUCUGACAUUCAGCGUGGAGAAUACGUUGAAACCCUCCAUUGCAUUCUGGGAGGGCUACGGCUUUCGCGGAGAGGAGCUUACCAAACUUUUGGUUCUAAGGCCGAGCAUUCUGCGCUGUAUUUCUUUCACGACUGCACAACUGGAUCUCAUUCGUAAAAUAGGUAUCGCAAAAGAGAGUAAAUCGUACAAGCAUGUUCUCAUCCUUUUGGCCACUUCUCGCAUGGCAACACUUGAAGCCAAAAUUCGUAAUUUUCAGCUGUGUGGACUCUCGUAUGAGGAAACUAUGGAAUUAUUUAGGCUUAACCCUCAUGCCUUUGGCUUGUCUAAAGAAAAUAUUAGAGCAAAGAUGGACUUUGUUGUUAAGAACAUGGAGCUUCCUCCAAACUCCGUGAUAAAGUAUCGGGAUAUACUGUUCUCUAAUUUAGAUAAACUCGUGAAGCCUAGGUUUUUUGUUUGGAAAAAACUGGCAUCCAUGAAUGGGCUUGAGAAUUGUAACAAGACGCUUCGCAGAAUGUUGAAUAUGCGGGAGGCAGAGUUUGUUACCAAGAUUUUGAAGAGGCAUCCUGAAUCUGCCACAUUACUUUCUAUUUAUGAAAAGGGGCUUGCUGAUGCUUCGAGUAGCAGCGCUUAUACACAGAUCUUAAGGAGAGGUUUUUUUUGAGCAUUUGCUCAUAUAGAUUUGAUAUGUGACAAGUGAAGGCGACUGUAGUAAUUCAUUAUUUCUUAUGAUUGCACAAUAAGAGCCCUUGACCUGGCUGCGAGCAUUUGAGAUGGCAUGGAUUCACCUGGAUGUAUCUCCCUCGCAACACCAGUUUCUCAAUGCAAAUUUUGGGAAAAAUGUGCCGCGCUUGUUGAAAUCCUCUUCAAGCAAGAGCAGAGGUUUGCCAAGAGUCCAACAUCUUCAUGGAGAUAAUUCUGUGUCACAGACAAGCCAUACUUAAUUGUUCGUUGGUCAUGAUGCACAGUCUUCAUAUAUACAUUUUCUGGUAAUAUAAUAGUGAUAUAGUCUUCUUUUUUGUUUACAAAUACACGUUACUUGUGAUUCUGUCAGAUCAAAUUUGUUCCGUACACAAGAACGCAAUGCUUUAUUGCACAGAGCGAUCGGUUAAAAAUA
Molecule: messenger RNA, 1816 nt
Organism: Cryptomeria japonica (Japanese cedar)
Lineage: Eukaryota; Viridiplantae; Streptophyta; Pinopsida; Cupressales; Cupressaceae
Product: transcription termination factor MTERF9, chloroplastic-like
Exons: 2
Coding region: 116-1363 (415 amino acids)
Biological process (GO): chloroplast organization; regulation of DNA-templated transcription
Cellular component (GO): chloroplast
Molecular function (GO): double-stranded DNA binding
Source: RefSeq, a predicted model, not a curated record